GUCAAUUUCUGUACAUAUGCCACCACCUACACAUUGCCCUGCAUCCUACCUUUUGUCGCUGCAGCCUUCCCGGAAAAGAGUCAGCAAUGCCAUCUGCUACUAAACAUGAUGAUCUUUCAGUCCAUUGGAGACGUGAGCGGCCGCAUGCUAGCUCCAACCUCCAAGAGCGGACCACUACAGAAAAAGCUUCCACUCGUGGGUGGCGUGAUGCUUCCCCUCUGCUUCAGCUUCCUUGUAGCCUCUGCUGUGGACAGUUCUAUGAUAGCUGAUGUCUUAUCCUACGAGCAGGCAUUAUUUGCACUUCCGCUGGUGGUGAUGUGCUUUUUCUUCUGUCGCGGGAUGCUGGUCUCUGCUGUUUUCCUUCGAGCCCGAGGCCUCACAAGCAGCCGAGAAGCAGCGGAACACUUAGCCUCAACGAUGGGCUUUUGUGGGCAGAUGGGAGCUCUGUCGGCCAACGUCAUUACAUUCGCCGUCGUGAGCUACUUCCACUAG
Symbiodinium pilosum is the source of this 492-nucleotide messenger RNA. NCBI's taxonomy places the organism in Eukaryota, Dinophyceae, Suessiales, Symbiodiniaceae. The record is from the annotation of a GenBank genome assembly.